Messenger RNA from Rhododendron vialii, 1132 nucleotides. Its product is annotated as U-box domain-containing protein 35. Lineage: Eukaryota; Viridiplantae; Streptophyta; Magnoliopsida; Ericales; Ericaceae. Bases 228 to 1067 code for a protein of 279 amino acids. The record is from RefSeq and is a predicted model, not a curated record. The transcript is spliced from 4 exons.
AGAAAAGGACAUUCGUGGCUUUGAAACUGAAGGGCGGUCGGUAGUAGUAUUACAUUUCAGAAAGUGCAACCAAAGAAAGCUGACUUUCAGAUAUUGCAAGUAAGAAAACGUUAAACUGUAGAGGAGUUUCUUCUUCUUCUUCUUCUUCUUCUUCUUCUCUCUCUCUCUCUCUCUCUCUCUCUCUGUCCGCCGUAAACCACGAACAGGCGGUUGAAGAACAAUCAGUAAUGUCGGUGGUCGUGAAGGGGACGGGAGUAGAUUUGUGUCCCGACGAAGGGAUCACGUGGACAAAAUACAGGAGCAUAUGUGAGAUUGAAGAAGAAGAAGAAAAGAAUUAUGGCGAGUUUUUGGAUCAGAUCAAGAAUAUUGACCCUUUACCGUCGAUAAAAGAGGAAUCGGGAUCGGGGGACACUAGUCCGUUCUCCCUUUGUUUCCACGACGGCGGCGGUGACGGCGGUGACGUCGUUUAUGUGGCAGUUGGGAAGACCGGAUCAAGUCUGGACGCCCUUCUGUGGUCGCUCAACCACGCCGUUGUUAAUGCUUCUACCCCUGUUUGUCUCAUCCAUAUCUACCCCGAAAUCCGUUACAUCCCUACUCCCCUAGGAAAGCUGCCAGUAAGUCAAGUGAAUCCAGAGCAGCAGGAGAACUACAUGAUCCAAGAGAGAAACAAGAGAAGAGUAUUCCUUCAAAAAUUCCUUGAUGUUUGUUCUGCUUCAAAGAUUAAAGUGGAUACCGUACUUAUUGAAAGUGAUAUGGAAGCAAAGGCAUUACUGGACCUCAUUCCCAUCCUCAACAUAACAAAGCUGGUGUUGGGCACCACCAAAUCCAGUCUAAGGAAAUUGAGGUCCAGGAGAGGGAAUGAGAUAGCAGGUCAGGUACUUCAGAAUGCACCAGAAUUCUGUGAGGUCAAGAUAAUCUGUGAAGGAAAGGAAGUUGAGGUUGGCUCUAUGUCUGAACCACCCUCUCCCCAUGGCAGUUCUGAUAGUCCCAAAGCUGCACACACACAGGAGAAUCAGAGAAUUGAUUCCUUUGGCUGCACUUGCUUUAAAAUGAAAGUUAUAGCUUGAGAAAGAGAAGAAUAGACGUCACCAGUGAUGCCAACAGUGGGAAUUACUCAGUUGGGAGAGCAUCA